Molecule: messenger RNA, 1131 nt
Organism: Gavialis gangeticus (Gharial)
Lineage: Eukaryota; Metazoa; Chordata; Crocodylia; Gavialidae
Gene: LDHB
Product: lactate dehydrogenase B
Exons: 8
Coding region: 108-1109 (333 amino acids)
Biological process (GO): carboxylic acid metabolic process
Cellular component (GO): cytoplasm
Molecular function (GO): L-lactate dehydrogenase (NAD+) activity
Source: RefSeq, a predicted model, not a curated record
ACUCCGCAUCAUCCCUCGCGUCCCAAGCUCCGGCUGCCGCCGUCUCGCCGCCAGCUCCUCGCUGCUGCCUUGCCCGCUCCCGCCUCCGCGCCCACCCGCAGAAUACAAUGGCUACUCUAAAAGAGAAACUGAUCACACAAAUAGCAUCAGAAAGCACCAUCCCUAACAAUAAGGUCACUGUUGUCGGGGUUGGCCAAGUUGGUAUGGCUUGUGCUAUCAGCAUUCUUGGAAAGAGUCUUUGUGAUGAGCUUGCUUUAGUUGAUGUUUUGGAAGAUAAGCUAAAGGGUGAAAUGAUGGAUCUUCAACAUGGGAGUUUGUUUCUUCAGACUCAUAAGAUUGUGGCAGACAAAGAUUAUGCUGUCACAGCUAAUUCCAAGAUUGUGGUGGUGACUGCUGGAGUUCGUCAGCAAGAAGGGGAGAGUCGCCUUAACUUGGUCCAGAGGAACGUGAAUGUCUUCAAAUUUAUUAUUCCUCAGAUCAUGAAGUACAGUCCAGAUUGCACCAUUCUUGUGGUUUCCAACCCAGUGGACAUAUUGACAUAUGUCACAUGGAAGCUAAGUGGACUGCCCAAGCACCGUGUGAUUGGAAGUGGUUGCAAUUUGGAUUCAGCCAGAUUUCGCUACCUGAUAUCCGAAAAGCUUGGCAUCCACCCCAGCAGCUGCCACAGCUGGAUCUUAGGAGAACAUGGAGAUUCUAGUGUGGCUGUUUGGAGCGGAGUUAAUGUGGCAGGGGGUUCCCUCCAGGAGUUGAAUCCUGCUAUGGGUACUGACCGUGAUAGUGAGAACUGGAAAGAAGUCCACAAGCAGGUGGUUGAAAGUGCCUAUGAAGUGAUCAAACUUAAAGGAUACACUAACUGGGCCAUUGGCCUUAGUGUUGCUGAUCUACUUGAAACCAUGAUGAAAAACUUGUGCAGGGUUCAUCCAGUGUCAACAAUGGUAAAGGGCAUGUACGGCAUUGAGAAUGAAGUCUUCCUGAGCCUCCCUUGUGUGUUAAGUGCCUCUGGACUGACAAGUGUGGUCAACCAAAAGCUGAAGGAUGAUGAGGUGGCUCAACUGAGGAGCAGUGCAGAUACGCUGUGGAGCAUCCAGAAAGAUCUCAAAGAUCUGUAACCUGAAUGCUAACUUCCAGCAA